GGCGGUAUUUUUUUCUUCAAUAAACACAAAUGCACAGCGCAAGUCGUGUUGGCUUUCGUGCAGCGCAUUUUUAGGGAAACAGUAAAGAAUUGGCAAAUAAAUAGAAAAGUUCGACUACUAUACCGUACCAAGAUCACGUGAUAUCAGUCACUGAUCUUUAAAUUGAAGAACAAGCAGCCCAAAACCACCAGCAGACUAGGAAUCAAGUGCGCGAGCGGUGUCGUACAGGCUAAAGGGUCAUGUCAUGCCAUUCCACGACACGUGCACAGGAGGAUCCGUACGCGUUCACGGAAUCGGCACCACUGCAAGCGAACUCAUUGGCGUACGCAAACCAUUCAAGUGCAGUUAGUAAUAGUUCCAGCAGCAACAAUAAUGCAACCACCACAACCACCACUACCAUACAAACCGCGUCCUCCGGUGCAAGCCUAUUGCUCACGACCAAUUCUGCCGGAAGCGUCACUGCAUCCAAGGAUAAACCUGUGAGCAUUUCUCCCGCAACAGUUACAUCGCCGGCCACACUUAAGGUGCGCUACAAUGGUGUGGUGACGACGGCUUCCCCAACCGCUACGACAGUAGUGCGAGCGCCCGGAACGGUCGGUACAACGAUUCCAGUGUUUACGAAACCGGUGCAAAUUAAACAGCAGCAGUCCCAACUGCAGGGUAAUCUGUCUGUUCAGUCCUCGCCAACGGUGACGGUGGGCAAAUUGAUCAAGAAGGUACUGCCGCAGCAGAAGACACCGAUGAUAACGACCGUCGUUGCGGGUGGAGCGAAAAUAAUCUCACGCUUGCAGCAACCGAAUCAAACCUCGCCCGGCCAACAGCUGUCAACCACCGGGGGGUCUAUCUUGAAGUUUAUCAAAAUUCCACCACAACAGCUAGCCAAAGGAGUAGUUGGGGGUGGUGGUGGUGGUAUCCCGCAGGGAAGCUUCAUACACGUAACCACUUCAAGCGAUGGAGCUAGGAAGCUGCUAGUGACUAACAGUAGCAGCAGCAAUGGGGUAAGCCCAACGAUUUCCGUUGCCACGAGUUCAGCAAGGAUAGCGAAUGUUGCCACGGUAAAUGCUGUGAAUCGGAAUGCUUCCGGUGUGGCUGUGGUGUCUAAUGUUUCAACAGUUUCGCCGACAAAAAUUCGUUUAAUACAGCCACAGGCACAGGGAAAAUUUUAUUUACAAGCAACAAACAGCAAUGCAAUAGGCACAACUGCCCACCUUUCCAAUCCGGUCACCAUAGCAACGUUGAGAAAUACACUCAUUAAACAGCAUCAACUGCAACAGCAACAGCAGCAACAACAGCAGUCACCGACACAGCCACAGCAAAAGCAACAACAACCAGCACCACCACAACAACAACAGCAGAUUUUACUACAAAAGCCUUCACAGCAGCAACAAACCCCGCCGUCACCUAACCAGCAACAAAGCACUCCACAACCUGUACAGCAACAGCCGAAGCAACAACCGCAACAACAACAGCAGCCGGUACAGAAGCAGCAAAAAGCACCGCAAUUGAAGCAACAAUCGAUUGUAGGUAACCAAGUAUCACCGCAACCAUUGCCCCAUACGCUAUCGAAAACAUCGUCGCAAAAUGCAGACAGCACACAGAAACUGCAGCCCAAACCACAAUCGUGUUCCGUUCAGUCGCAAUCUCAGCAACAGCCCCAAGCUGUUUCGAAGGCGCUACUUCAGUCCACACCCAAUGGCCAGAAACAAUCGCUGCUUCUGCAGCAUCAGCAACAACAACAACAGCCGUCGCCGAAACAAGCACCGCACACAACCAUACCGGCUGCAACACCACCAGCAAAACUACAGCCAGCACAACAGCAACCACAAUCGCUGUUGUUACAACCACAGCGAAAACAACAACAACAACUGACCGCAUCCGCAGGCACUAAACAACGGACCGUACCUCAACAACAGUCUCCUAAACCUGCCACCUCGACUGCUCCAAUUUCCUUGCUGACGUCUUCGGCGAAUGCGACGAAAGAUGGAUCGUUACUGGCAAAAGUUAAUGAAGCCUCGAGGAUGACAGUAUCAGCGCCGAAAGAGGAAAAUGCCGGUAAAAUGACUGACCUGAGCGAAAGUGUGCGUCGUCCUGCGAAUCAACAAAGCUUGCUGCUCGUAGGUUCGAACGUAGAAACAGAAACUGCAACAAAGUCACCGAAAUCAACCGAUCAAUCGUCGCCGGUCGUAGGUAGGGUUGAAAAAAUCAUCCGAUCGCCAUCCUCGCCGGUUGAGCCUACCGUUAACUCUGUUGCGAUGAAAAAACGGCCUUCAACAGAGGAGGCGCCGUCUUCAGUUUCAAUUUUAGGCGAAAGGAAAGCGUCAGAAGAGUCUACCCACCAAGACACUAAACCGAUGCCGGCGAUAAAGGAAGAAGAGCUCAUGCCGGCGGAAGAUGUGAAUGGGAAAGUACGUGCAAUGUCUGGUCGAAAAUCGACCGUUACGGGCAAAAGUGCUGGCAAGCAGCAGCAAAAGUCCAGCAAACGAACGCAUAGUCAACAUUCGCUGGGUGAGGAACAGGAACCGUUUUCGGGUCGGGAAUCUUCUCCGGUAGGUAACAUUGGUACCUCACCAUCGUGCACAACCAGUACGCCAAACGCUCCGGGAAAGCAUAAUCCACCGAGCCCACCGAUUCCGUCAUUGCUAGCCAGUGUGAAGCUGGAAAAAGAGUUCGAGAUUAAGCAGGAAGUGAUGGAACAAGAUGAAAAACCAUCUAAGCAGCGAUUGGUAGCGCUAGGUACCGUACCGGGAGCGAUCGUCGUACCGAUCAAGUGUCCAAAGCUCAGGGAAUGGCACGCUCCCGGUGCGUACCUGUUCGAUUUGAAAGAUCCGGGUGACGAGUCGGACGACGAUGUGUACGAUGAGUAUCCCAACACGCUGUCCUGUUGGUAUGAGGAAACGAUCGAAAUUACCGUACCGGAGAGUAGCGGUGCGUCCAGCUGCUGGGGACUGAACCCUAUGCAUCGAAGCUCUGCAUCGAGCAGCGGUAGUGUGCGUGGCAAGGGCAAAGGCCAUCACGGUAGGAGUGCCAAUAGCGCAAAGUUCGAAAUACGAAUGCUGUCGCGCGAUGAACGGCUGGAGCUGAAAAAAGCUUAUCUGCAGCGGCGGGUCGUUCAGUGCCGGAAUGGUUUGCGGAUGCGAAGUGCAGCUGCGUCAACUGCCAAAAAACGGUUGGAAUCGAUGGCUAAGAUGGUGGAAAAGUUAGACAAGAGGCGACAGAUCGAGCUCAACAAAUCUAGUGAAAAGGCGACCUGCAUAUCGGAUGGAUGCAACAAAUCGGCACUCGUAAUGACAUCGCACUGCUACGAUCACAUUACGGAGGAUGCGGACCAGUGUUUGUUUCAGCGAUGUACGGCCAAGUUUUCGGACAACAGCCAGUGCCGCGUGCCGGUAUUCGAUAUCAGCCAUGAGCUGAUCCUGUGCAAGGAACACGCCUGGAAGCAUGACAAUCACGACAAAAUGUCGCAGGAGGUGAAACUGCACAAGAAACCACCAGCAAACGUUUCCACAGCGUCAACGGUAGCGUCACCGACCAUCAUCGCUGGAAGAAAGAAAGCGAAACAACCCAUCCAGCAACCACCUCAAGUGGUGGUACGAUCACAAAAACGGCCGAAAAAGAAGAAGAAGCUCACGCCUUUGCAACAACAGAUGCUACUACAUCAGCAGCAGUACAAGCAACAGUUUUUGAUACACCAUCCUAACCACCAUUCGAAUCAGGCCGCAAGUCAGCAACAGCAGCAGGCGAAGCUAACAGCGGCACCACCUGCAAACCAACCACAGCGGAAAAUGGUUGUUCAGCAGCCGCAGAAGUCAUUGCUUAACGCUUCGUCCGCUAAUGGUAAAGUACAGGUACAGCUGAAGUCAGCGAUGACGCCUCUACCAAAGGCAUCGAUCGUUGUUCAUCCUGCACAGCAGCAGCAGCAGUCGCAGCGACUUCAUUUGAGCGAUGGCAGUGAAAAUCCACCGAAGACAGCUACGUUUAACUCGGGUGUAUUGCACACAGCGGCACAAGCGAACCGAAUUCUACACAUUCCUGCUGCCGUUGGCAGCAACCGUACCGUUGCGUCCGGUUUUACGGGAACGACAGUUCUACGUGGUCAGCAUAAGCCUUCCGUCACUAGGGAAAUCGUGGAUCGGUUGGAACACGAGCACGAUCAGCAACAGAAGCAGCAGCCACAGAUUUACACCAAUGGAACGCACUCGGUACAAACGACACUGAACCAUAGUUCGCCGGCAAACACACAGGAACUGCUGACGAUAUGCGAAAACAGUUCAGCUUACGCGAGUUCUGAAGACACCGGGGUUGGUGGAUUGUCCGAAUCGGAACUAUUGGCAACACAGGACGUAAUAGAAGAGAUUAUACCGUUCGAGUUCAGCAAUCUGCUCCAUCCGAAUAUGCUCAGUCACCUGCCGCCGGACGAACUGAACGAUCUGCUAGGUCUCGCUGAUGUGCCGGCCGAGGAUGAUACGGGUGAUUCGCACCAGAGCUGCCCACGGGAGGUGGAGGACGAUAUUGAGCGUGCCCUGGAGCACGUGAAAUCGCUCGACGAUAUGACGGUGGAGCCGAGCAGUUUGUUGGGCGAUUUUCUCGACAAUGUCGACGAUGAAAUGUUGGACGGUUCGGAUAUGUGUGCGACGACCGAGCAAAUGCUUCAAUCGUCGAACAAACCGAGCGACAUCCGGGGUAUGGUGCAUACGUAAGUGUAGUGCACGGUUUUAUGGGAGGUGGAGCAGUGUUAAAUGAAGCAAUAGGAUGCAGCUUUACAUACCAGCAAACAAUCGUGCAGGUGUCCUCUGGAGAUGGAAAACGAUUGUCGCGGCAUAAGCGGAAUGUUUUACAUGUAUGUGGGGGGGACGUGAAUCCUCUAUCUUGAUUAGUGCUCAGUUUGCUCAUUCAAUUGCAAAACUAAGAAAUGCUUUCUUCAACACGUCCACUGCAUUUUUGAAGCUUUAAUUUGCGCCCUGCUCGCGUUAUUCAGUUUUAAUACUCCAGCGAACUGACAAGACCAAAUUCAACUGACAGUCUUGUACAAAAUACUUCCGAUACUGGUUCGGGGUGGAAAAACGGUACGUCGACACAGGAACCACAGUACGCUUUCACAAUUACGAUAAUGUAAUAUAGCACUUAAAAUGUAUCUAAAUUAGACGCCCGGAACGGUUGGCGAGCGCUUGUAGAUUGGCACUCGAGCAAAGGUCGCUCGAGUGCGAUGACAAAAGGGGGGUAGCAAUUUUAAUAACGCACUCACGCACUCACUGUAAAUAGCGUCAUAAGCCACACUCGUCGUAUUUCCAUAGUCAGUUUGUUUCAAGAAAUAUUAUCGAUUGUGAAGAAAUCUUAUAGAUGUAAAUAAAAUCGUUUAGCGCGAAUCAACACACGGCGCGUUAGUUUGUGUGGUCAAUGUGCGUAACAAAAAAUAGUGUUAGAUAUCUAAGCUAGGAUUAGGGAUGCAAAACCGUACGGGGACCGUCCGUAUGCGUACCGUGAGAAAUGUCCCAGAACCGUGCAGUGAAGUGUUAGGUUGAAUCGAUUCUGCAGUAGGUUGAUACGGUUUACCGCUUACUGUCUCCGUCAUCGAUAAAGAUAGGGCCAACACAGGUGUGGGCAUGCAGGGUGAAAGAAGCAUCGUGAAGUGUGACGUGAUCGGUGGACGUUAGCCUGCGUUCGUCUGGCCGUGGUAACAGGCCGGUCUUGAUAUACCACGUACAGCGAGCAUGCAUUUACGAUGCCUUUGUAAAAAAAAAACCAGUUCAAACAACAGAGAAUAACCGUUUCCCACACGCUACGUAAUGUACGAUAUAUUUUACAAAUGAAAUCGAUAUCUGUACCUGAUUAUACAAAACGAAGGCAAACCCCUGCAAUACACACACGGGUGUUUAUUUGUUUGGUUGACCUCCAGUCAGAACGACAUGCGGUGCAGCGGUUUGGCUAUAGGAAACUCGCUGGCGGCAAGAUCGGAAGAGCGAGUUAAUGUUACGCGUGUAGGCACACAUCCUUGAGUGAAUCGGUCGCGAGGCACCAUCCACCCUUCUUUUCCCUUACCCUUCCUUUUAGUGGCACACAACACAUCCUCAGGAGCGCUCUUGGUAUGACGACGUCCUUGAUUUUUCAUUUAUCUGUGGCCUGGAUAAAGGCGUUCGAUGGGAUUCGGCACUGAGCGGUGAGAGACCGGACCACCACCUACCUACCUACCUACCUACUUACUCGUUAAAGUAAAACAUAUACUGUAAUUAGUAAGGAAGUACCGACACUUGAGCUGGAGCAGUAUAUGGCUAAGGUAAAGAAAAAAAAGUUAGUCAAUAAGUGUACUGCUGUAACGGUAGCAUAGUGUAGUGAGAUUACAUGAUAACAGUAAAUCGUACCAACUUAAAAUAUCGUAAGUCAUAUUACUGGCAAUUCAUUAGUACCAUUAGCGUAGCGUUAAUCCUCCCAAACAUCUACAGUAUUCACAACUAAGCUCUUAGCCGACGGUGUUGUGUGUGUUGUAGAGUGGUGUAAAAAAUAAGUGCGCACGAAUGGUGAAACAUAAUGAUGAACAAAAUCCUCUCAAAAUUAAUAAAAACAAACAAACAAAAUACUAGCGAAUUGUACGCUUGCUAUAAACACGGAUACGAAACACAAUAAUUGUAACAGUGCUUUUUGUAAUAAAAAGUGUUAAAAAACCACAA
Messenger RNA from Anopheles stephensi (Asian malaria mosquito), 6662 nucleotides. Its product is annotated as polyhomeotic-like protein 1. The transcript is spliced from 5 exons. Bases 240 to 4697 code for a protein of 1485 amino acids. Gene Ontology annotation, cellular component: nucleus. NCBI's taxonomy places the organism in Eukaryota, Metazoa, Arthropoda, Insecta, Diptera, Culicidae. The record is from RefSeq and is a predicted model, not a curated record.